UGGUUAGCAGCGUGUGUUGUUGCUAGCUAGCAUUGGCCCUUAUACCAAAGAUGGUCUCAUGAGCUUAUCUGUGUUUAUACUGUUUGUUCCAACGCGCUUCACCCAUCAUUAUCGCCACCAAUUGACGAGGAUGUGCAACUGUACUGCAGUCCCCACGAACUUCGGACCUGCGCAGGGCCGUUCGCAGUGUUUUGGUCUUAAAUAGCUUCAUAAACCCCGCACAUUUCUACAAUUUCUCUUUUUAAAAUGUGAUUUAAACCUAACCACACUGCUAACCGUAUACUUUGUUUUUUGUUAUUGCAAUUUUUGCUAUUUUGUGGCUGUGGAAUCUGACUUUGUUGCUAGAAGCUAGUGGAAACCUAGCUAGUACUUCGGUGGGACGACAGAGUUUGCAACCAUGGCCGAUUCUGUAGCAGUAGAGGACCCGAAAUUCACUUUACAAGAGGUUCUUGACACUUUUAAGUCAUGCCUAUCUGAAAACAAAGAAGUAUUCCUCGAACAUUAUGUAGCAGGGUGGCUUGGUCUUGUAAGAUUCAUGAACAGCCUGGGGAGUGUGUUCUCCUUCAUCGCCAAGGAUGCUGUCAACAAGAUCCAAAUCCUGAUCAACCAUCUGAACGGUGAGAAUGGGGCCCACUACGUCACCGUCCAGUCUAUGGUCAAAUACGAACUGGACAACCAACUGGUGGACCUGACUAAGAGAGGCAGCUUCCCCGAGUCCGGCUGCCGCACCCUUCUGAGGCUGCACCGUGCACUGCGCUGGCUGGAGCUCUUUCUUGAACGUCUACGCACCAGCACUGAGGAAAGCAAGACCUCCGUCAUGUGCUCUGAGGCCUAUAAUGAGUCCCUCUCCCAACACCAUGCAUGGAUCAUCCGCAAGGCUGCCGGUACAGCUUUCUGGGCUCUCCCAGGGCGUGCUACGUUCUUUGAUGUGAUGAAUGUAGGUACCCCAGAGCAGGUAGUGGCCAUGCUAGGGGAUGCCCUGCCGCUCAUCUCUGAGGUGUACCAAGUGACAGAGGACCUCUAUGCCCAGAACAAUAUACUGGACUUGCCCUAGUAGGCAGGAAAUACUGUAGUAGUAGUUGCCUGGUGGUCCCAGAUCUGUGUGUGUCAUCUUGCCAACUCCAAUGGAAUUGUUUAUAAGAGUUGGCAAGACAGCAUAAAUAGAUCUGAGAUCACCAGGCUACUGUAGGCCUCGUAGUCCAACCAGCACAUCAAUGCUGGCAAGCCGUGCUGCUCCUUAUUGUUUCUUGGUGACAAUUUCUGGUGUAUAGAGAUGGGUGAAUUACUGUAUGUACAUUACAUUAUUAUGUAAUAAGGCAGCAUUACCCAUAUAUUUAUUUCUAAUUAGAUUUGUGAAAUGGGA
This is a messenger RNA of Salvelinus namaycush (lake trout), 1363 nucleotides long. Its product is annotated as ceramide-1-phosphate transfer protein-like. Gene Ontology annotation, cellular component: cytoplasm; cytosol; membrane. Gene Ontology annotation, biological process: intermembrane lipid transfer; ceramide transport. The transcript is spliced from 3 exons. The coding region runs from base 398 to 1054 and encodes 218 amino acids. Lineage: Eukaryota; Metazoa; Chordata; Actinopteri; Salmoniformes; Salmonidae. Gene Ontology annotation, molecular function: ceramide 1-phosphate transfer activity; ceramide 1-phosphate binding. The record is from RefSeq and is a predicted model, not a curated record.